UACAUCCGUCUGACCAAUCAGAGUGAAGGAUUACGGGGAGGGGCGGAGUCUUCGCUUUCUUCGUCGGUGCUGAAGAAACAGCUCGACGACAAAAACACGACAGAGACGCAACGGAUACAUAACAAUAUCUGACGAAGCCACAGAAAAGACACAGCUGCAACCAUGGGCAAGUCCCAGUCAUACUUGGCCAAAAACAAAGAUGGGAGUCACGAUGCACUGACAGCGACUGACGGUGACUACACGGAUGUUCCUACAGAAGAGGAUCACAAAAACAGAGAUGUGUCCCAGUUUCCCUACGUGGAGUUCACUGGACGGGACAGUGUCACAUGUCCCACAUGUCAAGGCACUGGUAGAAUCCCACGAGGCCAAGAGAAUCAGCUGGUGGCUCUGAUUCCCUACAGCGACCAGCGCCUGAGACCCAGCAGGACCAAACUCUAUGUCACCAUGUCAGUGGCCCUUUGUCUGCUGCUGUCUGGACUGGCGGUUUUCUUCCUUUUCCCUCGAUCCAUAGACGUUUCCUACGUGGGAGUCAAGUCUUCCUACGUCUCCUAUGACCACGACAAACGAAUCGUGUAUCUCAACAUUACAAACACCCUGAACAUCACCAAUAACAACUACUACGCCAUAUCUGUGAACAACAUCACAGCACAGGUUCAGUUCUCCAAGACAGUCAUAGGCAAGGCCAAGUAUAACAACAGCACCGUCAUCACUCCUCUGGACGAACGACAGCUCGACUACACAGUUCCGACCACUAUUGCCGAUGAGAUGAGUAACAUGUUCGACUACUGCACUUUACCAACCAUCAAAGUUCACAACAUCGUGGUCAUGAUGCAGGUCACGGUGACAACGUCGUACUUCGGACACGUGGAGCAGGUAUCCCAGGAGAUGUACCAGUACGUGGACUGUGGUGGUAACACCACUUCUCUCCACGGACACGUUUAAGUCUAUCAGUAAAAGAGAAGACGUUUAAAAAAGUCACAUUCUGCUGUAACUGAAGCCUGAGAUGGUGGGGGACGGACGUGUAUGUCUUUGCACAGUGACUUCAAGGAAAUAAAGGACACCAAUGGGUCCUGUCUUAAAUUGAUCUAAUUAACUCCUCCCACUUUCUGUUGUUACAUUUUAAAGAAAAAAAACUAAAUCUGUAUUUUUACACCAACACUGAACAGUUUUGUCUUGUACAGACACGUUCAGCUGCCACUAAAUCAGACGCAGUUUAAGGAUUUUAUUAUUUUGCUUUGCUGAGACUACAGAAACAUUUUUUACUGUAUAAGGAAAACCAAUACUGACAAUGUCACGCCCCAAGAAAACAGUGUUUUCAAAUAUAAUGCACUUUAGCCUGUCACCGAUUCACAGAAAGUGAGUGACUGUUUUUUUAACCUCAUUUAAAAACCCACUUACUCCAUUCCCUCAUCUGCAGUUGAAGUGUUUGUUUGGAGUCAGAUAUUAUUCUUGAUAUUGUGUUGUUAAUAACUGUACAUUUGAUGUAUGGUCUUCAUCUUCAUCGUUUUUGAUUGAUUCGUUGUUGGUUUUGACUGUGUUGAUUUUCGUUUAGCAGUAACAGCUAACAUCUGUUAACCUGAUGAUCUUUUAAAUGUUAAGGUUUUUUUAUUCAUCUGUCAAACUAGACUUGUUUGGAAUUAAAGGGUUAAUUAACGUGUUGAAUUUAGGAUAAUGUCUGUUAACGGGUCUGUUUUACUGAAACCACUUCUGUACUGUGUCCUCUUCACCAGCUCCCCUCAAUUUGAAAUCACCUGCUCUUUGUUAAUGAUCGGUUUCAUUUAUCAGAAACGAUGGAAGGAUAUCGAAAGAUUUACCUGUGGGUCGAGUAUAAAUAUAUAAAUAAACUCAUAUUCAUUCGAAUUUAUUGUAUUUAUUUUUAUAGCCCAUCAUGUAAAUCAUUGGUGUUUUGUUGUAAAUCGCAUGAAAAUAGAAAUAAAAAGGUUGAUUGGUUGUACCACA
Messenger RNA from Cynoglossus semilaevis (tongue sole), 1959 nucleotides. RefSeq names its product transmembrane protein 106Ba (gene tmem106ba). The record is from RefSeq and is a predicted model, not a curated record. The coding region runs from base 163 to 942 and encodes 259 amino acids. Lineage: Eukaryota; Metazoa; Chordata; Actinopteri; Pleuronectiformes; Cynoglossidae. The transcript has 8 exons.